AUGGCCACCACCUCGGGGAACCCGCCCUGGAAGUUGGAGAAGGAAGUCGUUGUCUCUACACCCAAUUUUGAUGCUCAUUGUGUUGCUCACCUUCGUAUGGCCCAUAAGGAAGCCACGAAACAAGGAUCCAUCACCCUUUCAAUUAAGGCAGAUCUCGCUAACGCCAGCCCCGAACUACAGGUGCUGAAACUGAUUGUUCCCCCAGAAAAAAUUGAAGAAUCUGCAUUGAAAUGGAAUAGCAACGAUGACUUCCUUCCGUCUCACGUGGUUGAAGCCCAUCCAGCGCAGCCUAAGAAAAAGUCGGAAGUCUUAACACUGACUCUGAAACUCAAUCUGACUGGCAUUGUUCUUUGUCCAUCUGAGACGGAGACUUUAACGCCAGCCACGCCGGGAGAUUUGGAAUUCCAGUCCUUCGCGAAGAUCUGUCGUUCUACGUCCUUCUGUCUACACUUCUCGAAACGACAGUUUGCUAAGGAUCAACUGGGGUGGCUGGAAAUCUUUACCUCAGCCCUGCGAGCAAAGUGCCUUCGGUCGGAGUCUCUUGACCACUCUCGUCAUCGCGUAGUCGAGAAAGACUGGCGUGUCUUCAGUCUGUCCCCCAAGCCACCCCCCUACGAGGAGGAGCCACCCCGAUAUUAUGGGAAUGUCGUGUCUGAGCAAGUGGUUGGGAAACGGUGCACAGAAUCUCGGUCAAGGUCACCCAUCGACGAAAGACGAAAACGACUGCUCCUUGCAACCCCUUCACCGAUAGGCUCUCCGACCGAAGCGAAUACCCAGAGUAGUCCCUCCCUGUCGACGGCCUCAAUUCGCCCAACUUACUUUACGCGUGCUUUCUCUCCUUGCUCGAAGCGUGGAACUCUAGCGCGACUCGAGAAUGAGCUCCGUGGUCUUUCCAGUGAUCUGGUUCGUGAACUAUUAGUUCGAUCUGGACACCAACAUCUACUGGCCACACUAGACCACGUAGACUGCGAGUUGCCAUCGGAGUUUGAGAAAACCAGCUUUGCCGAGAAGGAGAUAAUUGACCGCCUCGAACGAUAUGUUGAAGAGAUGAUGGAGCACCGCAUCAUACCACAUGUCGACGAGGUGGUCAGUACUGCCGUGAGCGACCAGAUAGAAAACGAAUACAAAACGAAGGAAGCGGAGCUUGAUGAACACUUCGAAGAAGCUAAGUGCGACCUACGCAUUACGGCCAAUGAGUAUAUGGAUGAAAUCGGAGAACAAGCCCAAAAACACAUGAAAGAGAUCGAGGAUAAGCGAAUCGAGAUUGGGAUGCCUGCGAAGGAAGGCGGAGAGUCCAAUCGAUGGUUCAACGCUUCUGCUCGGUCUUUGUUGGACAGAAAGUCCACCACUGGGCUUGAGGCGGAUCCUAAUUUCAGACGCAGUUCCAUUUAG
Aspergillus terreus NIH2624 is the source of this 1392-nucleotide messenger RNA. RefSeq lists its product as uncharacterized. Lineage: Eukaryota; Fungi; Ascomycota; Eurotiomycetes; Eurotiales; Aspergillaceae. The coding region runs from base 1 to 1392 and encodes 463 amino acids. The transcript is spliced from 2 exons. The record is from RefSeq and is a predicted model, not a curated record.